Mercurialis annua (annual mercury) is the source of this 3697-nucleotide messenger RNA. RefSeq lists its product as uncharacterized. The transcript has 6 exons. Lineage: Eukaryota; Viridiplantae; Streptophyta; Magnoliopsida; Malpighiales; Euphorbiaceae. The record is from RefSeq and is a predicted model, not a curated record. Gene Ontology annotation, molecular function: zinc ion binding. Bases 1 to 3471 code for a protein of 1156 amino acids.
AUGGCAAUGCUUAUUGCUACGAGUUUUUUUUAUGAACACCUCCAUUUUACGAGUUGUUUAAUGCUUCAGUUAUUGAAUGUGGUCCCUUUAGGGUUUCCUGGAAAAUAUUGUUUAAUCUUUGAGUUAUUGAGUGUGGACCCUUGUGUGUUUGUUGUUUACUGGAAAGAAAUGAGGACAAAAGCAGUCAAAAUGUUGUGGCAUCAUGGUGGGACUGUUUUACAUGAGCCACCUUGGUAUAAGGGUGGGAAGGUUGUCUUAGAGUGGAUAGAUGCAGAUUAUUUGUCUUUAGAAGAGUUAAAAUGGUACACUUUUGAUUAUGGGUAUGAAAAUGUAGAAGGAGUGUACUAUAGGGGGGAGAGAGGUACACAGUUAGUAUUUGUGGAUAGUGAUAGGUUCCUACUUAAUGUGGCUAGUGGGUUUGAAGAAGGAGAGUCUAUUAACUUUUAUGUCUCCCAUAUUAUUGAUGUGCCACAUGUUACUGAGGUAGUCCAGGAUGGUGAGAGAGGUGAGGAAGAGGCAGUGGCUGAGGUUGAGGUAGUCCGGGAUGGUGGGAGAGGUGAGGAAGAGGCAGUGGGUGAGGUUGAGGUAGUCCAGGAUGGUGGGAGAGGUGAGGAAGAUGCAGAGAUUGAGGUUGAGGUAGUCCAGGAUGGUGAUAGAGGUGAGGAAGAGGCAGAGGGUGAAUCUGACAGUAACAGUGACAUUGAGAGCAUCAGGACUGUAAAUACAAGUUCUGAUAAUGUAGAAGAGGGUGAAUCUGAAAAUUAUUGCAGUGAUGUUGAUCAAGAGAAUUUAGAGGUUAGGGCAGAAGUUAGGCAGUACAAAAAGAACAAGAGAGCAAGAAGGAAUUUUGGUGAACCUAUUGAAGAAGUUGCAGUAGGAACUACUGGAAUUGAUGCUGGUUUUGCAGAACAUGAACUUGGAGGGAAUAAAUUUGCAGACAAGAUAGGGGGGGAUGAAGCUUUCUAUGACAGUGAUGACCAUGGCAGUGAAAAUGAGGCUAUUUCUGAUGAUGAAGGCUCAGAUUUGCCACCAAGGUCAGUCAGCACUCAUGCUCACUAUGAUCCUACCACUGUCAUUCCUAGAUGGGAAUUAGGUAUGAUUUUUUUCUCUGCUGUGCAAUUUAGGGAGGCAGUUUAUAAGUAUGGUGUGGCUAAAGGGAUAACUUUUAAGUUAAAGCCUAAUCAACGUGAUAAGGUUAGAGCAAAAUGCAAAGGUGAAGGCUGCCCAUGGGUUCUUUUUGCAAGCAUAGAUAGUAAGACCCAUAAUUUUAUAAUUAAAACCUAUGAGCCUAAGCAUUGCUGUUUCAAAUACAACAAAACAGUUCAUUGUAAUGCCAAAUACCUAGCAACUUACUUUAAGUCCAGAGUGUUAUCACAACCUUCAAUUAAGGUUAAUCAACUUCAACAAAUUGUGAGGGAAGAACUAAAUAUAUAUGUUGGUGCGACAUCGGUUAGAAGAGCUAAGAAUAGGAUUUUGGAGGGUGCAAUGGGGGAUCCAGUUAUGGAGUAUGGUAGGUUACAUGACUAUGUUGAUGAGAUUAACCGUAGUAAUCCAGGAACUACCUGCUUUGUGAGGGCAAAUAGAAAUGAGGAUGGGACUGAGACAUUUAGGAGUUUUUAUGUAUGUUUUUAUGCACUUAAACAAGGGUUCAAAGAAGGGUGUAGGAAAAUUUUAGGGUUUGAUGGCUGUUUUCUGAAGGGUCCUUGCCAAGGACAGCUUCUAGUUGCUGUUUCUAAGGAUGGCAACAACCAGAUGUUCCCAAUUGCGUGGGCAAUUGUGGAACUUGAAAACACAAGAAGUUGGGAAUGGUUCAUUCACCAGUUGAAGAAUGAUUUGGACCUUAGAUUGGGUGAAGACUUGACUGUUGUGACAGAUAUGCAGAAGGGACUAAUUAAAGCAUUGGCUAAUGAAUUGCCUGAAGCAGAACACCGUUGGUGUGCCAGGCAUAUAUGGGCUGCUUGGCAAAAGAAGUGGAAGGGAGAUGACAGAAGAAAGAAAUUCUGGGAGUGUGCAUACUCUACAUUUGAAGCUCAAUUGAUAGAUAAGUUGCAAGAAUUAAAUGUGUUAGGGGAAGGGAUUGUUGAGGAUGCACUGGAAUAUGCAAAAGAGCAAUGGAUCAGAGUCUAUUUUAGGACAGAAGUUAAGUGCGAUGCAGUGGAGAAUAACAUGUGUGAGACCUUUAAUGGUUGGAUUUUACAAGCAAGACAUUAUACAGUCAUAACUAUGUUAGAAGAGAUUAGGAUUAAGGUAAUGAAUAGAAUCAGGACGAUGAGAAAUUUUGCACACACUUGGAUUUCAGACAUAUCUCCUGUGGUUCAAAUGAAGCUGGAUGAAAAUAAGGUUAGAGCUUCUAAAUGCAAUCUGCAGUUUAAUGGGGGACACGGAUUUGAAGUUUUAGAUGGACCUUAUGGGCACACUGUUGACUUGGUGAGGGAGACUUGCACUUGCAGAGCAUGGGAGCUUAAAGGGAUACCAUGUGCACAUGCCUGUGUUGCCAUUAUGCAUAAGAAAGGGGACCCUGACAAGUAUGUUUCCCACUGGUUCAGUAAAGAGAAAUAUAUGGAGGCUUACAAGUACCUUAUGCAGCCAGUUAAAGGUAUGAAACUGUGGCCAGAAUCCAAUCAUCCAACAAUCAGGCCUCCUGAGAUAGCUAAGAAGCCAGGGAGACCAAAGAAGGAAAGACGAAAAGAUAGAGACGAACCAAGGAAACAAAAAUCUGGGAAGUUUUCAAGGAGAGGUGGAACAAUGACCUGCUCAAUCUGUCAUGGUGAGGGCCAUAAUAAAAAAGGAUGUAAUGGAAGAAGAACAAAUGAGGUGAACCGAGGGUCUACACCAGCCCCAUCUUCUGGAGCAGCCCCAUCUUCUGGAGGAAGAGGGUCUACACCAGCCCCAUCUUCUGGACCAGCCCCAUCUUCUGGAGGAAGAGGGUCUGGCACUGCAUUUUCUUCUGGAGGCACAAGGCAUGUACCUUUACCUGUACCUGUACCUAUCCCAUCUUCUGAAAGCACAAGGCCUGCACCAUCUCCAGUCUUUGGAGAUAGAGGAGCUGUACAGGUUGCUGGUAGAGGAAGAGGGAGAGGAAGAGGUACUGGCAUAGGAAGGGGGAGAGGAAGAGGUACUGGCAUUGGUUCAAAAAGGUUUGCUGCUCCAACUCAGUCAUCAAAUGCCAAAAAGAUUUGCCCUGGAUAUGGAAUUACAUACUUGGAUAAUGGAGUCGGAGUUCAAAAUAUUGGGACACCAUCAGCUAGAGUGUUUCAGGUGCCACCUCAAAUUAAGAGUUCUGCAGUCAUCACCGGGGACUUGGGAUUCAAACCUGCUAGUUUGAGAUGGAAUGGGGAUAACUCUAUAAGCUCAAGAAAUUUGCAAAAACAAAGAGAUGAGAUCCGGAUGACUAGGUUACGGGCGGCGCAAAUGGCAAACCAAAGUUCCCAGAAUCAAUCUCAAGCUAGUUCCUCUAACAACAAUGUUUGAAUAAAUCUGUAGUUUUUUGUGGCAGUUUUAAACUCUUGGUUGUUCACUGCCUGCCAUGGAUUUUUGGAUGUUAGUAGACUAUCUCGGCUUUUUGGAUGUUAAUUGCCUAGCUUGACUUUUUGGCUUGUAGUUGCCUAUAUUGGCUAAAUAUAUGUUAGUAGCCUGCUUUGGCAUUUGUUUAUGUUUGGCUGUAAUUGCCUUGAUAUUUUGUAGAUUUUGGCUGUAA